Messenger RNA from Notodromas monacha, 2662 nucleotides. Lineage: Eukaryota; Metazoa; Arthropoda; Ostracoda; Podocopida; Cyprididae. The record is from the annotation of a GenBank genome assembly.
UGGACAUCUUACUGACUAGUUUAUAUUUCAAGGCAAUCUUCAUAUUUCAACUUAUUAAAAGUAAAAUCCUCAUGCUCAAAACUUUAUUUAUGGCUUUUCAAUCGAAAUUGAUACGUGUCGCUCAAGUCGAAUUUUCAUUACAUCAAAAUUAUGCAUUAACUUGAGCCAUACGAAGGAAGAUGUUCUUACGGGAAAAUGUCUUGAAUCCGGACACAAAAACUAUCCACUAAUAAAUUUCGUAUGGACUUUGAUCGCAAAAUAAAACCAUAGAAAUUACGUUAAAUCCGUGUCAAUGAAUGUGAAGAUCGGAAAAACUUUUGGGCCAGCCCUCGUACUUGCAGUUUUGAAAACAGAUGGGUGUUCUUUCUUUAGUUACUGACUGGAUCGAAUUUGGUAAUGUAUCGUGAUCCUGAGGCAUCGUGAAAUCAUGUUUUUAAUGUACCAAUUUAAACGCGGCAGCACAGCUUCGCAAAUUCUGCGCAUGUUUUGUGAAAUUAAUGUACAUUAGCAUUUCACGAAUAGUUCUGUAUUGAAAAUUGUAUCGCAGUCCCGUAAUGAACUAUUAUGACUUUCAAGGCCUUCAUUGAAACGUUUUUAAGGCGCGGUCAGAAGCAGAAUUUUUGCUAGUGUUCAAUCAUGGCUCUAGUGAUUCGUGCGACUCGCGGGAUCUUGGCAACGUUUCUCGCAUGUUUCCUGGCUCAGAUCAUUACUUGCGAAGAAGUUCUUAUAGGUAAAGCCGAACUGGAGGAACUUCGACCUCAAAAUGGUUUGGAGAAGCUCGAAGAUAAACUCGGCGUUCUGGAAAACGAUUUGCGUUUGGCAUCCUGCGCGAAAUCGUUCCCUCGGGUCAAGUUUCGCAUGUACACGGACCGGAAACGGGUUCUCGUCACUGGGGGUGCCGGAUUUGUGGGCAGCCAUCUUGUGGAUAGACUCAUGCAGGAUGGUCACGAAGUCAUCGUUGUGGACAACGUGUACACGGGGCGACGAAGGAACGUUCAGCAUUGGAUCGGACACGAGAAUUUCCAGCUGGUGACGCAUGAUAUCGUGAAUCCCUUGUACAUGGAGGUGGAGGAGAUCUACCAUCUUGCCUCUCCUGCCUCGCCGCCGCAUUACAUGUCGAAUCCGAUCAAGACUCUGAAAACGAAUGCUUUGGGGACGCUGAACAUUUUGGGUUUGGCGAAGCGAGUAAAAGCGAAAGUUCUGCUGGCGAGUACUUCGGAGGUUUACGGAGAUCCUGAGGUUCAUCCUCAACCAGAAACCUAUUGGGGAAACGUGAACCCUGUCGGUCCACGUUCCUGUUACGACGAAGGCAAACGAAUUGCGGAAGCCUUCGCCCGGUCCUAUCACGAGUACGAAGGCGUGGAUGUUCGUAUCGCUCGUAUCUUCAAUACCUACGGUCCUCGCAUGCACAUGAACGACGGUCGGGUCGUGUCCAAUUUCGUGACCCAGGCGUUGUCUGGCCAACCCUUGACCGUGUACGGGGACGGGACUCAAACCCGCUCGUUUCAGUACGUGAGUGAUCUGGUUGACGGGCUUCUGGCGCUCAUGAACUCCUCAUACACUAUGCCUGUGAAUUUGGGGAAUCCGGAGGAGCGAACCGUGAUGGAUUUCGCGAGAAUCGUGCUUGGCAUGACUGGCUCCAAGUCGACGAUCGUGCACAAACCGUCGGUCGAGGAUGACCCGCAGAAAAGGCGUCCAGUCAUCGAGCUGGCAAAGCAAGUUUUGGGCUGGAAACCCAAGCCUCCAGUGGAGCAAGUAGAAGAAUUAACAAGACGCAAUAUCGAGAGAAUACUGCGACGUAUGACCGAUGUGAAAUCCAUUCUGACAGUGGUGUUACGUCCGGACUUCCAAGUGCUUAUGUCAGGAGGCAUGGUGUGGGAGAAAGUGUUCCCCUUUUUUGGAAACUUUAUAAGUGUUUUCAUUUUCCUCGUUUCAACUUUCAUCCGAAUAAAAGUGAUAAACCCUUACCCAUCCAAAAUCGCUGACAAUGGGGUCGACAGGGACAAAGAAUUGUACAGGGGCAGGGUUUCCAUCGAAGAAGGCUUGGCGGAGACGGUACAAUUUUUCAAAGAAGAGUUGGACCGAAGUAAAGAUCCCAGAGACCACGCCUAUUACCCUCUUGAAAGCGAGCAGGUGAAAGACUCAUUUCAUCGUGCGGACGAACUUUAACGUCUGAUUGCGCCGCAAUUGACGCGUGGAUCAACGAACGUGGCUGUCUUAUGAAGUGGUGGGGUCGAAGGAAACUGCUAUAGGAAUCGGAUAUUUUUCGGAAUCUGCACAGGAUGUGAUAAGUUAGUGGUGUUCGGGAAGUGUGCAAACCUGGAAAUCUCCCCGGGUCAAGUUGGAAUCAUUGGGACAAAUUGAAUUUGGUUGUUGUGCUAGUCUUCCUCACCAUUAGUUUUUUUUUUUACUGAAGACAUUACACUACAAUGCGGCUGUAUGUUGACGCAAGAAAUAACCGUAACCGGACAUUUGCACGCGUCUCAAAAGGGCGUGUGCGGAAAACGAAAAGUACAGAGCAGCGCUUUUGGAAAACAGUGUCCAAAAUAUACAAGGGCUGUCCCAGUUCCGUGCGGGAUUCAACAUUUUGGUUACAAGACAACUCACAUAGCGACAACUCCAACAGUGACAACUCCAACAGCGACAACUCACACAGUGAGAU